Messenger RNA from Hippocampus comes (tiger tail seahorse), 1214 nucleotides. RefSeq names its product Spi-C transcription factor (Spi-1/PU.1 related) (gene spic). The transcript is spliced from 5 exons. Lineage: Eukaryota; Metazoa; Chordata; Actinopteri; Syngnathiformes; Syngnathidae. Bases 27 to 818 code for a protein of 263 amino acids. Gene Ontology annotation, cellular component: nucleus. Gene Ontology annotation, biological process: regulation of transcription by RNA polymerase II; cell differentiation. The record is from RefSeq and is a predicted model, not a curated record. Gene Ontology annotation, molecular function: DNA-binding transcription factor activity, RNA polymerase II-specific; sequence-specific DNA binding.
UACCUGGCCAAGGUUGGCAUCCACCGAUGAGGGCAGAAAACCCCUCGCCCCAGGGCAACGCUCACACCUACAAGAUGCACUGCUGGGACAACGACAUCAACCAACACUUCCAGGACGCCAUCGACGUCAUUCAGCAGCAUUCCGCUCAUCCCUACUACGACUCAGAGUAUGCAUACUACGACACUCUGGGCGCUCAGCAGUGUCAGAUCUCCUACUGCCUGGUUGGCCCCCACACCGACAUGCCGGCCCACAGAUACGACUGGCACAAUUCCAGCGCACAGCAGACAUGGUCCCAGGUGUUGCCCGACGUGCCCUCGAUCCAAACCGAACCCACUCACUUCUACAAAUCCCAACGCCUCGCGCCGUCACAAAGGAACAGUAGAGGUCGCAAGAAGCUGCGCCUGUACGAGUACCUCCACGAGGCCCUCCACGAUCCUGAUAUGGGCGACUCCAUCCAGUGGAGCGACAGCGAAAGUGGCACCUUCCACUUCGUGUCCAAGAACAAGGAGCGUUUGGCCGAGUGCUGGGGGCAGCGCAAGGGCAACCGCAAGACCAUGACGUACCAGAAGAUGGCGCGGGCGCUGCGCAACUACAGCCGAACGGGCGAGAUCGUCAAGGUGCGGCGCAAACUCACCUACCAGUUCAACCCCGACGUCUUGCACAGGUUGGGCUCGGGGCGGGUGCCAAACGGGACUCCGCCCAGCCCGGCCGCUGCUCCAAGCUACUCCGGCCCGGCGGCGCUCGACUGGCAGAGCUGGCACGAACAGUGCCCGGCGCAGGACUACGAGCAUGCUGCCCAUUUCACCGCACUUUGUUGAAAUACUUGACAAACUUCAUGGCAUCCCCACCGUCUGCAAAAGACAUCCGCCAAAUCCAGCAGUAUCGUCAGUCUAAACCGUUUCGUGACCAUGUCCGUCAAAUCAGCAGAUUUCAGCUUUAUGAGUCAAAAUUUUUUGUCAACAUAUUAACACAUUACAAUAUAAGAAACAGAUAAGGGCACUCCAACAAACAUUCCCCACCAAAGUCUAAUCAGUGAUCGGCGUUUUUUAUUUCACGACAUAUCAUCAUCGGAAUGGGGCCCUGCUAUAAAGGACGCGGACGAGAGAGUUGUCUUUUUACCACGUUUCGAGUUCAAAGUUAGCAACUUGUCCAUGCUGCCUGCAAGUGUUUUCAUUUUGUAAUUUGUCCCAUUCAAUAAAUGGCUGAAAGGACAA